AACGAAAUAUAACGUGGACUUGUUUACUAAUGAUAUGACUUCUGUAUGUUUAUAGAAAAACAAAACGAACAAGAAUGGUGUAAAGUGGCGUAUUGGGAACUAUCACAACGAGUCGGCAGGUUGUUUCCCGUAGAAACAAAAUUUGUGAAUGUGUUCUGGAAUGUUCCACUUGGCACGGGUCUGUCUCUAGCCGCCCUCACUCAACAUCAUUUUUCACCCGGGCAGGGCCCUCCGGAGUCUGUACUCAGGAACAGGACCAAAAUCGGACAAGGUCUAGCUCUGAGCAGAGAAGAAGAUGGCGUGUGGGCGUACAACCUGAGUGACUGGCCGAUGUUCGUAAAUUCGCCGACGCUGGACGACCCGGACAGCAAGUCUUAUCUGGUUUUUCGCGUACCUUCCGGCCACUGUCUGAACAUAUUCACGGGAAACCCGCACGGCGAUCGAAUACGCUAUUCAAACGGCGUGCGAGUCGGACCCGUCGACCCGAACGCCGUACGCAUCAGUUUUGCCAAAGGAUGGGGGCCCAAGUAUUCCCGGCAGGAGAUCACGUCCUGUCCGACUUGGAUCGAAGUUC
Molecule: messenger RNA, 574 nt
Organism: Acyrthosiphon pisum (pea aphid)
Lineage: Eukaryota; Metazoa; Arthropoda; Insecta; Hemiptera; Aphididae
Product: mothers against decapentaplegic homolog 6-like
Exons: 2
Biological process (GO): SMAD protein signal transduction; cell differentiation; regulation of transcription by RNA polymerase II
Cellular component (GO): heteromeric SMAD protein complex
Molecular function (GO): transcription regulator inhibitor activity; I-SMAD binding
Source: RefSeq, a predicted model, not a curated record